UGCAUAUUCUAGACGUCAUUCAUCAAAAUUUCAAAAUACUUACAGUAUCGCUAUCAUUUUCUCCCCGCAAAUAACAUUACUUGUUUCAAUUUAAAACAGCAGAAUGUUCAAAAAAUCGAAUAAACUCUCACCGCAACCCGUUCCUCCCUCGGUCGAGCAAAUAAUGGAAGACUUGGAAACGUUCUGCGUGGAACAUAAGCCAUUAGAGAAAAUACGCUCCUUCGACACCAGCAACGCAGAAGAGCCCGAUAUCGAGGAUUGGUGGAAGGUGUUCGAAACCUACCUGGAAGAUCACGAUCAGUUUCACAACAUGAAAAUCGACAUCGAGAAUCUGAAGAAGAAACUUCUGGCCACGCAAAAUGAACUGCAGGAAGCAAGAGACAACAUUCAGCGACAGAUUGACGAAGAUCUGGAGAAAAUUAGACUUACUAUUAAAAGCUGAAAUCUGUAGUAGUAGUAGGAAGGCUGUUUCGGAUUAAAUUAAUUUGUGUACAGUUGAAUUGUU
Aedes aegypti (yellow fever mosquito) is the source of this 505-nucleotide messenger RNA. RefSeq lists its product as uncharacterized. The transcript has a single exon. Bases 104 to 442 code for a protein of 112 amino acids. The record is from RefSeq and is a predicted model, not a curated record. NCBI's taxonomy places the organism in Eukaryota, Metazoa, Arthropoda, Insecta, Diptera, Culicidae.